GCAGCCAAUCACUAUAGUUGUUUUACUCACAUGACCAUGACGCACAUUCUCUGCGACGUCCACCGGCUAUCCAUGUGAAUGUCGCCUUUUUCAACUUGCGAGAUAAUAUUGAAAGCUCUCUCUCUCUCUCACUCACUCUCUCGCUCUAUCUAUUUCUCUCUCUCUCAUAAGUAGUGAUGAUGUGGUUGCCGCUUGAAGACUUGUGAGCUGACAGUGGUUUGCUAGGCCGACUGGUUGCAUAGAUGACAAUGAGGAUGUUGUGUCGCUUGGCCUGGGUGUUGCCCCGCUCCUCCAGAGGUUCCUCAGUUGCCUCUGCCCUCGUCCAGGCCUCUACAGCCCAGCCUGCAGAGCUGCUGUUCCCCCAGGCUGGAACCAGGCCUCUGGUGGCAGCAAGAGGCCUGUGUGACCGACACGGCUUGGCCAGAGAGGAAGAAAGCGGCUUUACGUUCAAGCGCACCCAGCUCGACGAGCAGGUCAGCAGCGCCAAAUCACCAGAGGAAGUGCUGCGACUGUGGAAGGCACACGGUGGUUCUGCCAACCAGGCCGCAAUGUGUCUGGCCCAAGUUAACCGGCUGGCUCUGGAGAAGAGUGCUGAGGAGAGGAGGCAGCUGGUGAAUGACCCUAGCUGUGCCGCGCUCCUGAAUACAGUUAGCACUCAGGUUCCAUCAGUGUGGAACGGAACGCUGGUGAGCGCGCUCCGUGCCGCCUCCCAGCUGGACGUGCCCCCCGGAGACGCUGUGCUGCGCUCUCUCCAGAUGGAGGCGCUGUGGCGCGUGCGCCGCUUCUCCUACAAGCAGCUGGCCUUCCUGAUGGAGUGGGCGGUGUCGGAGCAGGCGCGGCUGGCGAGGCAGGGCCAGGGCCAGAGCCAGGGAGAGGCCCCGGGGCUGGCCAAUGAGCUGGCCAAGCAGCUGGAGCUGCGCUGGACAGAGCUGAGCGAGCCGAGGACAGUCAGUAUGCUGAUGGGCAGGGCCGCCCACCUACCGCCAACGCUUAUCGAGAAACUGGAGGAUAAGGCCCUGGAGCUGGCGGAGCACUUUGUGGCGGAGGACAUCCGCAGGGUGGCACAGGCGCUGGCGUCUCAGAACCGUCGGACGGUGCCCUUGCUCAGGGCACUCUCCUACCACCUGCUGCAGAGACCCUCCAAGGAGCUCAGCACCCCCCUGCUGCUGGACGUAGCUUACGCCUACGGUAAACUCAACUUUCACCAAACUCAGGUAUUCCAACGCAUUGCGGCCGAGCUGUUGCCUAGGACACCUGACCUGAGCUCAACUGAUGUGACACGCUGCGCCAAGUCCUUUGCCUUCCUGAAGUGGCUCCACCUGGCACUCUUUGAAGCCUUCACAGAGCACUACGUGGCCAACAGUGAGAAGUACAGCACACUGCAGCUAUGUAACCUACUCAUGUCUCUAGCGAAGCUCAACUUCCAGCCAAGCAAAGGAGAGGCCUUCUUCAGCAAGGUGCACUCUGCUCUGAAGGCGACCCUGCCCCGUCUGGAGCCCUUCCUGCAGGUGGACGUGGUGUGGUCCCUGUGUGUGAUGCAGCAGGCCAGACCGGAGUACAUCACCGCCCUCACACAGACCAGCCUCCAGGAGAAACUAUCAGAAGGCAGUGCGGCCCGUGUGGAGAGCUACCGCGUGAAGCUGCUGCACAUCAUGAUGGAGGGGAGCCUGGGUGGACUGGGCUGCUGCGUCCCCACCGCGUCCUCUGAGCCCGCCCGCACGUCACCGCCGUCACCGCUACAGACGGCCCUCCACGCCGCGCUCACAAGCCUGACCGACUCCAAGCCCAACACCCUGCGCACCUCCGUCGCCACCUGCUAUGGCUGGACUCUAGAUGGUGAGCUGAUUUUAGAUUCUGAGAAUAAGCCGAUCGAGCUGAAUGCUCUCACUGCCCCACACUUACCUGGAGGAGGCGGGGAUAAGCCCUUACCUGAUGGAGCACGAAGGAUGGGGUUUGUGGCGUGGGAGUUCCCUAACUUCAUUCUGAGAAGCAAAGAACUCCUUGGGCGCUUUGCGAUGCAGAAACGACACCUCCAGCUAGCGGGUUUCCUUGUUGUCGAGGUGCCAUACUAUGAAUGGCUGGAGUUGAAAAGUGAUUGGCAGAGGGUGGCCUACCUGAGGGACAAGAUGGGCAAGGCCGUGGCUGAAGAGAUGGCCAAGUGAGCGGACGUGACCGCCGAGCCUGCUUCACCUGACCAGGGAUCAGACCCGAGGGCUUCAGCACGGAGGAGUGACCCUGAGCACCGCCAUCAAAGGCCCCCCAUCUACAGAAGGGGCCCACAAGACCCCACAAAAAACAAAGCAAACAGAAUGCCAAAUACUACAGCACUGAAGCAGAAGCAGGACUUUUUUUGUGUGUUACAUCAUUAUUGUACUCAUUGAACCAAACCACCAUAACUGUGAGACCAUUCCAGUCAUAAGCCUCAUCAGAGCCAAGAGCCUCUAAAUUAUCAUCAACAAAUCAAGUUAUUGGACACCCCAAGCAGCUUUAUCAAAGCUCUAACAGCCGUUAUUCAUAUUUCAGAGACAUUUCUAGAAAUGUUCAGAUAUUUUUUAAUCUUGUUGCCUUGACAACACUUCUGGGGCUUUCCCUGUUACCAAGGAGACUGCUGUAAAGCUUUCGAUGAAGAUGCUGAAGGAUGUUGGGAUACCCAAAGACGGAGAAACUGAGCUGAAAACAAAAAACAGAACUACUGAAGAGGACUGGGGAGAGGAGAAAGUCAGAUGCUUCUGGCUUUUGGUCUCUGAAAAUAUAAAGUUGGAAACAUGACUUUUAAACUGGACACACAAUUUUAAUGCAGAACAAGAACUACUUUGGCUUAUACUGCACCUGUUCUGGUUACACAGGUAGCAGUUGUGCCUGGUCAUCCUGUCGAUAUGCCCAUCAGUUUUAUUUGAAUAUAUGUAAUUAAUAGCAUUGGUGGCCUGCAGCACAUGCUCAUAUUGGGAUGCGCUCUGUGGUACUUGGUAUUUAAAAAAAAUGUUGACAUUUUACUCACUGAAAAUUAUACAUGGAAAUUAGAGUAAAUAAAAUGUUUAUCAUUAGGUUUUCCUUCAUCUCAUUUGUUGGAUAACAUGCGUGAAUUAACAUGUGUUGGAUGUAGAUGUGGUGGUCUGAAUGCAGAACUAGACAAUAUUGGAUGGUGUGUACAGUAGUUUAAGGUAAUUUUGUCUGAAAAGGCAGAAUUGGUUUGACGGGCAGAAUUUUAGCACUCUAAAGUCGCUCUGUAGCCUUGAGCUUACAGUCUGUUUCAGGGCUGUUUGGCAAAACUGGUCUAGCCUAUUAAAUUGAGGAUAAAGUAAUGAGUUUUGUUAGUGUUUUGAAGACUCAAGUUAUGUGACCACAGAAGCCUUGUGCACCAGUAUUGUUGCAGUAUAAAAUCCAAUGUGUGUGUGUGUGUGUGUGUGUGUGUGUGUGUGUGUGCGCGACUGCGCGCAUAUAUGUAAGGAAAGAAGCUUCUCUCUUUAAUAUUGACGUUUAAGGAAUUACCCCACCCACACUUGCACUAUCCCACAUUGAGCAUAUCACAGAUGACCAGUAGAGCGGCGAUGAUGAAAGAAAGUCUCAUUUCAAUCUGUCAUGAAAAUGAAAUGAAAGCAAAUUAAAAUUCAUUUUCUGAUUUCUGAGGCCUGAUGUCCAGCAGGGAACUCCAGGUUCUAGUAUGCUCGGCUUGACAUUCACAUCCUCAUUACCGGUACUGUCAGGACCAAGGGGCCAGAUUAGCAUACAGCGCUAGUUUUACUGUCAGGGUACAAAAGCCAUUCUGAACUUGAGGGUCUCGGAGUGAGUCAAAACUUUUAUGUUGCCUUUUUGUUUUAGAUACAUAACAGACUAACCCUGAGGUGUAUGCAUGGCUGUGGCCAUAGUUUAAAAA
Molecule: messenger RNA, 3874 nt
Organism: Alosa sapidissima (American shad)
Lineage: Eukaryota; Metazoa; Chordata; Actinopteri; Clupeiformes; Clupeidae
Gene: fastkd4
Product: transforming growth factor beta regulator 4
Exons: 11
Coding region: 243-2162 (639 amino acids)
Biological process (GO): mitochondrial RNA processing; regulation of mitochondrial mRNA stability
Cellular component (GO): ribonucleoprotein granule; mitochondrial matrix
Molecular function (GO): RNA binding
Source: RefSeq, a predicted model, not a curated record